This is a messenger RNA of Paramecium sonneborni, 291 nucleotides long. NCBI's taxonomy places the organism in Eukaryota, Ciliophora, Oligohymenophorea, Peniculida, Parameciidae. The record is from the annotation of a GenBank genome assembly.
AUGUCAUUGAUGUAUUAGAGUUUCAAACCACUUCUUAAGCACUAUUUUCUAAACAAACCUAUUACACUAUUACAGGAUAGAAUAAAUAAAAAAAUUUUGAAGUACAUAGUAGAUUCAAAAAUUUCUUUGCUUUAAAAAAUCUUUCGUCUUUAUAAUGUUUAGGAUGAUAGGUACCAACAAGUCUUCCAGGAAAGAAACAUUUUUUAAUAGUAAUAAUUCAACGACUUUCAAUCAUUGUUAAAUUUCUUUAAAUAUCUUUUGUUUAAAAUUGCUUCAUCUGCUUCAAUCUGA